CAGUUCUGUGCUCCGUCAUAAUCUCACAGAGCUUGGUGCGGGUAGGUUCCGUAGACCUCCCGUUAAAAAUAAUAUUAUAUUCUGUGGCGUGUUGAAAAACGGGAAAAGUGUGUUGUGUUCGGUGUGUGGUACCAGCUGGAGUUAUUUCAGUGCUAAAAUUGGUUGAUAUCGAUGUGUCUCGUGUUAUCAGUGCUCUCUGCGUUGUCGUGACGAAACACGAGGUGCUUGAUUGUGCAAUCACCAGUCUCAAGGCUUCAAAAUUGAUCGUUUUAAGAAAAGCAUCUCCUUGACAGAGGAUCGUUCGUGACAAAGGGUCCACAAAAUACGCGCAAGGCCUGGUGACGUCACCCGGUAUCCACGUUUCUCCAGGGACGUAUCAGAAGAACGGCAGGGAGAUAAGGCGGCCAGCGUGUCGUACCGCCACUGGUGAGGAUGGAGCGCGAAUCGAAUCAGAUGCAGACCCUUUGCAGAUCGGGUUGCGGCUUUUACGGCAGUCCAGCCACCGAUGGACUCUGUUCCCUGUGUUACAAGGAAGCCCUUAAAAAGAAACAACAACUUCCAACAACCCCUUCAAGUCACUGCAACGCCUUGAGCAUGGCUUCAGCAGCUACACCAACGACGAAUCACAUAAGUCCUCUGGUGUCACAUGCCGAUUUUGGCCAAGCUGAAGCCGUAGAUCAAUCACAAGCCGCCGCCACCUCUACUCCUGAACCUAUCUCGGUGCCCCUCGAAGCAUCACCCAGCACCGUCCCAGGAGUGUCAACGGAGAGCGCGGACGAAGACAAAGAUGGCGACAAGGACAAGAAGAAGAAGAACAGGUGCCGCGUGUGCCGCAAGAAGGUCGGCUUGACUGGAUUCGAGUGCCGGUGUGGGGGCCUAUUCUGUGGUAUCCAUCGAUACAGUGACAAACACGAUUGCGACUUCGACUACCGAGAGCUGGGAGCGAAAGAAAUUAGGCGUAAUAAUCCAGUAGUCGUAGGUGAGAAGAUUCAGAAAAUAUGAGCCCCGCCACAGUUUUAAGUGCCACAUUGCGCCGAAGUGAAAAUUGGACGCUAUUUACGGUGCUUAGUGUAAAAGGACAAGUGAUGAAUUUCCCCCCUCCCUGGCUGUAGCAAAAAAAGAUGCUCAGCAAAUAGUACUUUUACAAUUUGCCACAACUGUCAUUAGUAUAACUUUCAACUAAUAAAUUUAUAUAGAUCUAUGUCAUUUUUAGCUUCUUUCCUUUUUUCUUUGUUGUGUAUAUAGUUGACUUGAAUCGCAUGAUAAUAUUCUAAAAUAAUGUAGAGCAACGUCAUCCCCAGAUGUACGUUUAGCGUUUGUAAAUUGUACGAUCAAAACCAUCGCAACAAAAAAAAAUGAUAUCUAUUUGAAGUUUUCAUUGUGCUUAUAAUCGAGAUUCAGUUAAUUUAGUCAAGUAUAUAGUGUGAGUUCGAUUUUUUGAAUUACAAUGUUUUUGUUGAGAGUUCAUGCCGGGCAGUCUAGAUUUCGCUAGAUGCUUGAGAUACGGUGACGAUUAAGGAUGAGGUUAUUUGAAACUUAGUUUUAUUUUAUUGUGCAAAUAAUAUAGAGUGAUAUUUCAAAUAUACAUGGACUAAAAUAAUAAGGCGUUAAUGGUGUUUUUUGUUUAAUAAAUGUUGCCUACCCUGUGGAAAAUAUGUUGUGUCGUCGUAUUCGGGCUGACUUGGCGGGGAUGUUUAAUUCGAGCUCUUGGAUUUAUCAAUUUAAUCGACACUACACUUUUCCAGCUUUAUUGAUUGACUGUUUUGUUUUUCUGAGUUUUUGUUAGUGGCAUGGUUGAGUUUUACACUGGUUUCAUUAAUAAAACUUUAGAAAAUGAAUUUAUACAUUCACAAGCGUUUUCGUUGGUCCAGUCUUCGCUUUCCCUUCUGAAUAAUUAUUUAAUUUAAACACAGACUAUGCUAAUCAUCCUUCACAGUAUGAUAUAUCCACAUCUUGGAAGUUGGACAAAAGGGACUUAACCUCAAUUUUCUCAAACUUUUUACAUAUUUCACUUGUAUUCAAGAAACGGAAGGCAUACAAUGAACAUAAAUAAGACCGGAAAUUAAAAUUCAAUAUUUGUAUACAUAUUGAUAAUACUGAAAUAUUUGAAACAGCAGAAAAGUAUGCAAUGGUAUGAUCAUAAUAAAACCAUAUAGGAAACUACAAUAUUCAUCCCCUAGUCCAGCUGUCAAGAUACGUUCCGAAUCGUCUGUCAAAUUACAGUUACCCAUUCAAGUACAAUUUUAAUUCAGCAUUAUUUAUUUGACUUGACCAGCGAAAACCAGUUCAGUAUUGGGGAAAUCGAAAAUUCAGUUACACAUCACAUGCUAAAUUUUAGGGGAAAAAUUUGAGCCUAGUUGUUCCAAUUUUUUUUUACCAAAUAAUAAUAUCAAAGAUAUUGAAUGAGUAAUAUGGCAGAAAACAAUGUUACUAGAAUUUCGGAUAUUUUUGAGGAUUCUUAGGGAAUGAUUUAAUUUGUUAUGAAUUGUUUAAUGAAAUAAAAUUAAUGAUUAUUUACCUUGUACUCGUUUUAAUAUUUCAAUCUUAAGUUUUGGUACAGUUUUUUCAUUUUAACUUUUCAGUUCACUGAAAACUACAAGAAGAUACUUGAAGUGAAGUUUAUUUUUCUUGGUAAUUUUCAUAUCUGAAAAGGUUUGUUUCAAAUUUCAUCACAAUUUGGUAUUUUCGUCACAAUCAUCCGAACAGUCUUAUGAAGUACAUUUCUUAGAAUUCAUAUAAAAUCAGAUUUAUGUAGAAGCUGGGAUAUUUCUGAAUUAGUGUGUGAUAAGACACUAAUAAUAAUAUUGUAUUCAUGAAUAUAUCAUGGUUGAUAUAUUUGAAAUAUGGAAAAUUUCUUCUGUAGUAACUAUCCUGUUAAUCAUACAGCUGAGACUCAGGGGACAACUGGCAUGUAGUUUUCAAAAUUGAUAGCUUGUACUUCUUUGGAUAUUCAUACUUUUUUAUUUCAGUAAUAAAGCUUGUCGAUGUAUUCAAAGUUGAAAAUUUUUUUCGUCAAUAUUGACUAAUGUAGAAAUAAAUAUAAUUGGUAUAUCUUUUUAGAGUUAUCCCAAAUCUAUUGUUUCACAGGGGAACUUACAAGUUUCAUUGUUUCUUUGAUAUUGUGGAAUUCCAAAUGUAACUAUUAUAUUAUUUUAUUAUAUGUUAAAAUUUA
This is a messenger RNA of Coccinella septempunctata (seven-spotted ladybird), 3172 nucleotides long. Its product is annotated as AN1-type zinc finger protein 6. The coding region runs from base 433 to 1002 and encodes 189 amino acids. Lineage: Eukaryota; Metazoa; Arthropoda; Insecta; Coleoptera; Coccinellidae. Gene Ontology annotation, molecular function: DNA binding; zinc ion binding. The transcript is spliced from 5 exons. The record is from RefSeq and is a predicted model, not a curated record.